Messenger RNA from Parnassius mnemosyne (clouded apollo), 7593 nucleotides. The record is from the annotation of a GenBank genome assembly. Lineage: Eukaryota; Metazoa; Arthropoda; Insecta; Lepidoptera; Papilionidae.
AUGGAUGAGGAAAAUUAUGAUGGGCCAUUUACCGUUUGGCAAAUGUUUAAUGCACCUACAAUGGUACUGUUCAGUAACUUGGAACACGCAGCAGAUGGACUUGAUAGACUAUUGACAUCAAUAUUGAAACUUUCAGGAGACUCUUCAGAAGUCUUAGUUCCACGACCAGGUUCUACAAAAUGUCCAGAUUCUUAUUACUGUGCCUUUAAUGCAUGGCUGUUAGGCAGAUUAUUUUACAUAUGUUCAGUAAAGGAGUUAAACAAAAUACACAUUGCAAGUAAAGAUGCCCAAGUAAAAAUUUUAAAUAUCCUGUGUGUGAAUGGAGCUUCAUUUUAUGAAAAACUAAUUUCACAGUACUAUGCUAUUCUAUAUGAGUUAAUAAAAUAUUAUAAGGAAAAUUCAAGCAACCCCACUGCUCUAGAACUUACUAUAAAUAACUUUGAACCAGAACAAAUAGAGAUUCCAAAUGUACAAUUAAAUUUGGAACCAAUAAGUGUGAAAGUUAAAAACAUUAAUAUGUGCACUUCUUUGAUUGAUAUUGUGUUGCAAUUAUUAUCAGAAUGUAUACCGCCCAAUUUAUUGCAUAUAGAUAAACAUUUCAGUGACCUAAAUAAGUUGUUUGAUGAAGUAUUGUUCGUGAUAGAUAAUUAUAGUAUUGAAGUGAAAUUAUGUUCACUGUCUUUCUUUAUAAAUUUAAUUAAAACUACUAAUAGUGUAGGAGGGAUACAUUUUCAAAGUAAUUUUUCUAUUAUAUUUAAAAAAAUAUUAUGCUCUGUACAAUGGAUGGUGCAAUCUACAGAUAUGUUAGUUGAUAAAUAUAAUAUUAGCACAGACGAUGUUGAAAGAUUUAACACAAUUUUACUAAAAUUUAUGACAACUUGUACAAACCACCUAGAAAAUGAACACAUGGAAUUAAUUUUGACUAUAUGCAAUACUAUUUUGAAAAGAAGAUUAAACACAGUCUUCAAUAAAGACCUAAAAUUAUAUUGCUUAUCACUAAGUGAUAGGGUUCAAUUUCCUAAAGAUAUAUUGGAAAUAGAAAAGAAAAAUUCCAGUGAAAUUGAUAUGGUAGCAGAAUGUUAUUGCAAUCAAAUAUUCCAACAUAUAAAUGUGGGAGAGAAAUGUGAUGAUAAUAACUUAAAAGAAAAUUGGUAUUUUAAACAAGUACUUACUGUAAUACAUUGCUUGGAGUUGAGUGAAGAUUUGGAUGCAGAUGCCUGUGUAAUUUCUUUCAAUUUAAUGAAAUGUCAUGCUGCAUUAAAAAUAUUGCAAAAAGUAUCUAUGAAAUAUAGAAAGCAUAACAGAGAUUUAUCUUUUUUUGACAUUGCCCAAUCCCAGCAAAUGUGGGAAACUUUAAGAAGGCUACUUAAGAAACAUCAACAUGUCUUACUUCAGGAUCAUGAUUGUAUGUCUAUAUUUCUUGACAUUGCGUUAUUAACACUAUGCCUCUGUAGAUCUUCUCUAAAUGUCAACUUAGUAGUGCAAAUCUUGUGCUUACAAACAUCCCCACAUAGUUUAGAUAAUUUGAUGGGUUAUACUGACCACAUUAAAAUUAAGAUUUUACAAUAUAUUCUAAUGUCAAGAUUAAUUUUAAAGGGAAAGGAAAAUGAAAAUUUGGAGAAAAUGACAUUGCUUCUUAUUAAUGCUGUCUUACAAAAUAAAAAUGCCAACACAUAUAAAGAGAUUAUUGAUUUAUGCCCUUUAUUAGUUUUAAAUAAACUGUUCUCCGCAAGCAAGCUUAUUGGAGAGAUAUUAAUACCGGCAUUCCUUUCUAAGGACCCAGAAAUUCAAUCUAAGCUUACUUCUGUUGUUCAAGCUAUUGUUUGUAUAUCUUUGGGGACAUUUGUAGUUAUUUUUGGGGAGCCAGGAAAAUCCACAAGGCAUUCAAUAUUUAAAAAUAAAGCCUUCGAUAUAUCAGUUGUGUGUUACAAUUGUCAAAACAAAAACAAGAGAGGAGUUGCAGUUUUUUUUGCAAAUAUACAAAAAGAGUACUUAGAGAUUUGCAGAGAGUGUUUCGAAAUAACACCAUCACAACAAACUACACUUAACGGUUUACGCAGUUUGUUUACAAAGUUUUUGAACUUGAAACAAUAUAUAGAUAUAGAAAAAACUCAAUACUGGAUGCUAUUUGAAUGCCUAUGCAAUCAUUACUAUGUGUUUGAUUAUGGUAUUACAACCGAAAUUAUCAAUGAAGAAAACAUUAAGAAUGUUUUAAAAGCAAUUAAGCCUUUUAUUAAUACUACAAGUAUACAAGACGGUGAUGAUUCAAAAACUAAAGAGGUGUUCCUCCAGUGUAUUAAUGUACUAGUAAAACAGACUCAAGCAAGUUUAGAAAGCAAUAAUUAUAAUCAACAAACACAAACGCUUAAUCUAAUAAAAGAAUUUGGUUUACACAGUGACGAGAGAGCAAUAUUACCAGUAACAAAAUUAUUUAUAUACUUCAUCAUGCAUCCACAGUGCAGCUUAGCGCCUAAAGCUGUUGUUUAUUUGAGGGAAAUAUGCGAGUUUCAUGGUUAUACUCCAAAUCAAGUGUAUCAUAGAUAUAAGAAAGAUUUUUGCCGGCUUUUCGUAGAAUGCAGCCUUUAUAGUGGAAAAGACUUUGCAAUAUCAUUAUUGAAAGUAGUCCGAGCUUUCGGUUUUGUUGGCUACAGAGACUUCAUAUCCAAGGAUGUACAUCAUUUCCUGCCAUAUUUGAUACCUUAUUCUGUUACUAUUAACGAAGUCCCAUCAAUGAUUGAAGAAAUUGCUUUGCUAGUUCAAUGUUCAGUGUCAGAUUUUAUUGUUGAAAGAUUUCCUCUGAUUUAUGUUCACGUUUAUCUUAACGAAUCUAACCCAGUAGCGGAUAAGUGCUAUUCAGUUAUAGAAAAACUGACCAAAUGCUCAAUUUUGAGCCUUAUUAAGAAACAUUUUAGAGUGAUUCUAACAGAGUUUCUGUUACAGUAUAGUUGUAACCCAGAGAAAGUACUGAACGCGUGUAGGUACUUAGCCUGCCAUGAUCCAGACGUAUCUACUUCAAGCGGCCAUAUGAAAAUGAGUACAUCGCAAAUAGCGGAUUUCCUGAAUCCAAAAUUCCUUGGCGUUCUUGCAUAUUUUGAUCAUAAGCUAGUGAACGCUAAAGUUGCAUUAUCCGUGAAGCGUAAGGCUUUAAAAAGUUUUCCCGACAUGAUGCAACUUAUGGGGGUAAAGUAUAUUACUCCCUUAAGGUUUAAAGUGCUCGCUACUUUGAGAUCUGCUUUACCUUUGGUUAAGGAAUUUCCUAAAAUACUAGCGGAUGCAUGGGGUGCCUUCAUUCACAACAUCGAUAGUAUAUCUCUUGGGCCUUUGUUGUCAAAUCUGGCUGUGUCGUUAUUGCAGCAGUUUGAGUACGCUCCGCAAGAAAUAAAUAAAAUAUUUCACUAUCUCGUGCUGAAAAAUGAAAACUUGUUGAGCAGUCAUUUAUCCGAUAUUUUCUUUCUUGAAGAUUCAAACAUUUCCGAAAAAGUAAAAAUAGUUAUAAAAAGACACGUUAAUAGGACACAACCUGAGGGGUUUCUUGAUAAAAUCAAAUGGUAUUUGGAGCAUUUAAAUCAUGAAAUUCCGACUAUAAAAUCUUUUGCUUUUUCUCACUUGGAUAAGUUGCUUAAAAACAACAGAACUGAAAUUCACAAAGCUAUAUUUGGUGGCAAAAAUAUAGAUCCUGUAAUAGUGGAGCUAAUAGACUGUUUACUGAUUGGUUGCAAAGAUCCUGAUAGCAAAGUCAGUGAUGCUAGUGGUUCUUGUCUCGGUCAGCUAGGUGCCAUCGAAGCCGGACAUUUGCCUCGUCAAUAUGUCCAGCCCGACAGAUCGCCUUUCGCUUUCUCUAUUGUCGAUAAUUGUUUUGCUGCUACUGCUCUAGUAGAACUUUCUAGAGCGUUUCAAUACGAGAAAGAUACAAUGAACAUGGAUUGUUAUGCUUUGACAAUACAAGAAAUACUGAAGAUUUACGACAUAUCGCCCACGGGCAGUAAGAAAGAAGUUUGGGAAAGUUUCCCAGAGAAUAUGCAUCAGAUAAUGUUCCCCCUACUUAGUUCCAGAUACACAUUGGCUUACCCUUCGCAACCUAAGAAAACGCAUCCGCUAUUUGGGUCUGUACACGCAACUACAUUUCUUGAAUGGGCGCACAAUUGGACGGGUCAGUUGAUCUCGCUAAUAGAGUCUGAGAGUAUUCGAGAUUUGCUGCGUACCGUACACCCGAGCAUGCGUCGUGACGUACGCACCUUAUUUCUGUUCUUCCCUUAUGUGCUUCUACAUGCUAUUAUGUCUAAAUCUGUCGCACAGUACGUUCAAGAGGAGAUAAUGGCGGUAAUAGGGCGUGAAAAUUCUGAUAACGAGAGAGAGGUACCUUCAGAGAGAGCAAAAUAUAAGAUGCUGCGUCAUAUCAGAAUGACUCCUAAUAUAAAUUCAAUACAAACUGAAGAAGGAAAUCAGAGUAAGUGCAGCAAAACUAUUUAUACUCUAUUCGACUUCUUGAAUCGAUGGCUUUUGGAGUGGUGUCAUUUAAAACAACGUCCAACUGAGAAUGAAAAUUACAAAGCAAUUUUUUCCUUUAUGGAGAAAUUUGAUAAACUAACAAUUGCACGUGGUAACUUCGCGUGCGGCGAAUUGGAGCGGGCACUGCAAUAUCUGGAAAUUUAUAUGGACGAAAAGAAAGAGCGGAUACAAGAAGAGUUGCCAUUGUUGGCUGAAAUAUACGCUCUUUUGGACGAACCUGACUCAGUUGCUGGUAUUUUGUCGAUUAAACGUUCAGAGCCGUCCCUGAAGGAAUUGAUUCUUGCUCAAGUAGUAACAGGUAGAUUGCAGGAUGCCGCACUCUGUUACGAAAGACUCGCACAAGAGGGACAACUGGAUAGACACAGCUUACAGGGCAUGAUUGAUUGCUAUUUGGGUCUAGACCAGCCGUUCACCGCAUAUCGCCUGCUAAACGAACGCGAAACGGACGACAAUAUGAUGGAACUUGCAGCUGAGCCGUUGUGGCGGUUAGGUCGCUUUGAGCAACUAGAGGAAUUGGCCCAGAAACCAGUGCCGUCAUCCCGUGAGAACUGGGGCCUUCUUAUGGGUCGUAUCCUUCUGUCGUACCGUAAACAGGACCAUGAAACUUUUAUAACGUCGUGUAAAGAUGCAACAAACAGAUUAUUGUCGCAAAUGGACGGCAAAAGUAGAGGUGAAAGCGCCCUACGCAGUGGCUAUCAGAGUGUUCUCGGACUACAUAUAGUAAAAGAAGCGGAACAUGCUGAAGAAGUUUUGAGAAGGCUUAAAGAUUUGAAUGACGGUGAUAGCCAAGGCGAAGCAAUCUUGAAUCAACUGCUGGACGAGUGGCGUCGAAGACUCUCUGUCGUACAAUCAGACGUAAGGACAAUCGAACCUUUGUUGAGACUUAGGAGGAUAUUAUUGCAACAAACACAGGAACUGUUAGAACCGACGCAUCCAAUGACUUCGAAUCGUUUGAAAGCUUGCAUUGGUAAUCUGUGGUUGCAAAGCGCUAAGCAAGCUAGAAAGGCGGGAAUUUUUCAGCAGUCGUACAUGUAUAUACUAAAUGCGGAGGAAUAUACACCGGAGGAGUUAUUUAUAGAGAAAGCAAGGAUGUAUUGGGCUCGGGGGCAACAAGAGCACGCUUUCACAACACUACGACGUGGACUGGAGGAAACCUAUCCGCAGAUAGAUAAGCUCACACAAGAACAAAGAAAAAUAUGUGCCAAGGCAAAAUUGUUGAUAGCUAAAUAUAAUGAUGAAACCACAAACGUUGAUGUCGACGUAAACAUCGGUUACUAUAAGGAGUCAGUGGAGGUGUUCAAGCAAUGGGAAAAAAGUUUGGUGUGUCUGGGUGCGUACUACGAGAAAGUAUGUAGCGGUGACGUACCGCCCAAUAACCUGACUUGGUCCCGACGGGUGUAUGCCCUCAAUUCAUAUGGGAAAGCUUUGCAGUAUGGACACAAAUACUUAUAUCAGAGCAUGCCAAGGAUGUUGUCUAUUUGGUUGGAUGUGGAAGUAACACCAGCGGAUACGAGCAUCCAUUCAGUAUUAGCGCAAAUGACUGAGAUCAUUAAGACGUAUUCCGAAAGACUGCCUAUCUACUUAUACCUGACAGCAUUCUCUCAAAUAGUGUCCAGAAUUUGUCAUCCGGUCAAGGAGGUUUAUCUUCAAUUAAAAGCAAUUAUAGUGAAAUUAAUAAUGGCGUACCCACAACACACUUUAUGGAUGAUGAUGUGCGUGAUCAAAUCAAGCUAUCCUCAACGCAUCAAACGUUGCACAGACGUGUUCGCGGAUCCGCGACUCAAAGAACCGCAUAUGUUGAAACUUGUGUGCGAUUUCACUCAGUUCGCUGAAAAGUUGAUUGAUCUGUGCAAUAAGCCUCUAGCUGCCAAUACUGCGAAUCCUACAGUUUCAUCACUGGUCCGAACCCUGCCAAGGUUAUUGGCGGGCGAUAAUUUUAGCCAUAUAAUGAUACCUUUUCAAGAGUUCUGCAAGAUUGUCCUACCGUCCAAAGCGGCGCGACAAGAGCGCAUCGAUUUCAACAUACCCAAAGAACCGUCAGUGUACAUUGCCGGCAUAGAGGAGAAAAUUCAAAUAUUGCCUUCGUUACAGAAGCCCAGAAAGGUCACAUUAAAAGGUUCCGAUGGGAAAUCUUACAUAAUACUUUUGAAAUCUCGCGACGAUCUACGCAAAGACUACCGUCUAAUGGAAUUUAACGGAGUCGUGAACCGAUUUUUGCAAGACGCACCCGAGACUAGACGUCGGCGUCUGUACAUCAGGACUUAUAGUGUGCUGCCUCUUAAUGAAGAGUGCGGUUUGAUAGAAUGGGUGCCGAAUUUAGCCGGGCUGAGGCCGAUAUUGUUACACAUAUACAAGCAGAAAGGUAUCCAUACAACCAAUCGGGAACUGAAGGAGUUGAUGUGUUCUAAAAACGACCCAGUGGAGAAAAUGAGACGAAUAUUUGAACAGCAGUUACUUCGUCGCCACCCGCCCGUCUUUCAGGAGUGGUUCAGACGUGUAUUUUCUGAUCCUUACGGAUGGUAUCAAGCAAGAUCAGCAUACAUACGUACAACAGCGGUUAUGUCAAUGGUUGGAUAUAUAUUAGGCUUAGGUGAUCGACACGGCGAGAACAUUUCCUUCGAUACUACUAAUGGCGAUACAGUGCAUGUGGACUUCAAUUGCUUAUUUAACAAAGGGGAGUCUUUCGAAUGGCCGGAGAGGGUACCGUUCAGACUGACACACAAUAUGGAAGCGGCUAUGGGACCGCUUAAGCACGAGGGCAUGUUCAGGAAAUGCUGCGAGGCGGUCAUGCGAGCGUUAUGUGCUCAAACUGCGGCUUUAAUGUCGGUGGUGGGUCCGUUCGUGUACGACCCGCUUGUGUCCUGGGGUCGUGGUCGGGCGCCAGACUGCGCCGAGCGCACCAAUGCGGAAGCACUCCAGCACCUGCGUCACAUACGACAGCGCCUCAACGGCAUGGUAAAAACAAAGAAUAAACAAUUAUCCCUGUCUUUAUCCCCGGAGGGUCAAGUUGAACACCUUAUCGUCGAGGCAACCAGUAUUCAUAACCUUUGUCAAAUGUAUAUCGGCUGGGGACCAUUCCUAUAA